This is a messenger RNA of Planococcus citri (citrus mealybug), 1434 nucleotides long. RefSeq names its product 2-acylglycerol O-acyltransferase 2-like. Bases 145 to 1188 code for a protein of 347 amino acids. The transcript has 6 exons. Gene Ontology annotation, cellular component: endoplasmic reticulum membrane. The record is from RefSeq and is a predicted model, not a curated record. Gene Ontology annotation, molecular function: diacylglycerol O-acyltransferase activity. Lineage: Eukaryota; Metazoa; Arthropoda; Insecta; Hemiptera; Pseudococcidae. Gene Ontology annotation, biological process: triglyceride biosynthetic process.
AAAAAAAAUAAAACGAAAAAAAGUACCAAGGGUCGAAUGAAACAUUACUACUCGAAUGUAUUUUUUUUUUCAACUUAGUUAUUAAUUUGUCGAAUGCCAGUGCUGUAGUGAGUCGUGUAAGUGUUAACGUAAAUUGCCAAAACAAUGGGCUCCGAUAAUCAUCCUGUCGAACAAGGUACCAGGAUUUUUGGAAUAGAAUGGGCUCCGCUAAAUGUGUCCUUCAAACGGCGAAUGGAAACGUUUUCAGCCUUCUUCUGGUUCUUUUGCGUACUAACCGGAGUGUUUGUGAAUUUCUUCUGCUUGUACUACAUACUUUGCACCGCAUUUUGGCCUGCAGGAAUUCUUUACGUUGUAUGGAUAUAUUAUGAUCGUCGUACAGCACAUACAGGAGGAAGACCUAUCAACAGUAUUCGAAAAUUCAAGCUGUGGGAAUACUUCCGUGAUUAUUUCCCCAUCAGUCUAAUAAAGACAGCCGACUUGCCAGCCGAUAGAAACUACCUGUUUUGCGUAUAUCCGCACGGAGUUCUAGCUUCGGGAGCUGUACUGAAUUUCGCCACAGAUGCCAAUAAAUUUGAAAGACUGUAUCCUGGACUUCAGGCUCAUCUACUCACGUUAUCGUUCAAUUUCAAUUUACCAUUUUCACGCGAAACUAUUCUCGGUUUAGGUGGUUGUUCUGUAGCUGAAAAAAGCAUCAUGAAUCUAUUAGGGCCCCAAAGAACGGGCAAAGCCGGAGUUCUGGUAGUAGGAGGUGCAGCCGAAUCGCUCAAAUCCGAGCCUGGAACGUAUAGAAUUGUAAUAAAAAACCGAAGAGGAUUCGUACGAGUUGCUUUGAAAGCAGGAGCUCAUCUAGUGCCUGUGAUAUCGUUCGGCGAGAACGACAUGUACGAUCAGUGUCGAGGUCCUACCAUACAAAAAAUCCAAAAUUUAUUCCACAAAUAUCUCGGUUUCGUUCCUAUCCUUCCUCGUGGAAGAGGAUUCUUCCAAUACUCCUUCGGAUUAGUGCCGCAUAGAAGGCCUAUCAACACAGUCGUCGGUAAAGCGAUCACGGUGCCCCGAAUUAGCAAUCCUACCAGGGAAGACGUUGAUAUUUACCAUCAGAAAUUCAUGGCCGAAAUCGAAACUUUAUUCAACGAAAACAAAGGAAAAUACGACGCUAAAGGUGAAGCUGCCGAAUUGAUCAUGGAGUAAGAGAAGUAUGAAUUUCGCUCCAUCGCGAUGCGCUGCCUGGUUCCUAUAUUCCUAAAUACUGCUACAUACGUUUGGCAAUUGCCAAUAAGUACCUAAUUAUGUUGAUAUGUACGUAUUCGUAAUGUUAUGCCAUCGUUACCAUACACUUUGAAAGCUGUUGGACGUGAAUUAUCGAGUACAUGAUGUGUAUGCAUUUAUCCUAUUACAAAUUUGCCGAUGGUGUACCAAUAAAUUGUAAUAUUUGUA